ACAACAUGUGUUUUGGCUCGGAAGCGCUGAAGCAGGACCACUCCAAUCGAACUGGUGGAGGCAAGAGCCAAUCGGAAGUGUACGGUGGCAUCAUCGACAUGAUUGAAUGCAUCACUGUAGUUACAAACCCAUAAUCUCCCUCCCCCAGAAACUACCGACAGGAAAUACACUGAAACCACCAUGACGACGGAAAUUUUGGACGUGAUUGUAAUCGGCGCAGGAGCUGCAGGACUAACCGCAGCCUACGACAUUCACCAUGAUACCAGCUUCACCUACAAGAUUCUGGAAGCAUCAGACGUCAUUGGAGGGCGUCUGCAAAAGCUCGAAGGCUUUGCUGAUUUUCCAAUCGAUAUUGGUGGCGAAUGGAUUCAUGUACCUCCCAGCAUCUUGGAUGAGAUUUACAAUGACCCCAACGAGAAUCCAACAGACACCAUUGAGACAGUGCAAUAUAUACAAACCUACGAGGAAUGGGAGGACGAAGAAUGGAAUACAUAUGACUUGUGGAACACCGAUUACAAGUUCAAAAAUUACACUUGGUUUGACUUUUUCAAUGAUUGGAUGGCACCCGGAUUGGAUGUCGAGCUCAACUGUACCGUUGAUGCCAUUGAUUGGUCCUCCACUCCUGUGCAACUGAGUUGCGAAAAUGGAAAACAAUGGGCUGCCAAGCAUGUCAUUGUCACAUCCUCUGUCAAAGUGCUCCAAGAUCACGAUCUUGGCUUUUCUCCAUCGUUGCCACAAGACACACAGGAAGCAAUCGAUGAGCACUACAUGCUGCCUGGGUUAAAGGUAUUCAUGAAAUUCCAACGGCGGUUCUACAAGGAGGCAUUUACCUUUGUGGAAGACCAUGAGGACAAUGAGAUCCCUGAAAGUGACAAGUACUACUACGCUGCUACUUUUGGGCAAGAUUCAAAUGACAAUGUUCUAGGCAUGUUUGCGGCUGGAGAACCUGCCGAAUUCUUUAUCGGAAUGACGGACAACCAAAUCAUUGGCAACCUCUUGGAACAGUUGGAUGAUGCCUAUGAUGGUGCAGCCUCCAACAACUUUAUUGAAGGCUUUGUCCAAGAUUGGACCAAUUCGACGUUUGUCAAGGGGGUCUACACAUAUCUCAAUGAUGAUUGGGAUUCUCUUGGAUCAAUCCCAACAAUGCGCCAACCAUUGAAGGAUCGUGUCUUCCUGGCUGGAGAGGCAGUGCCAGCUGACAACUAUGAGUGGGGCUUUGCCCAUGAGGCUGCCUUGUCGGGACGUUUUGCUGCAGAGAGAGUUGUUGAGCUUCUUGAUGAUUGAGAGGGCACAUAAUGAUGCUUGUACCAGAGGUACCUUACUGUCGAACUGCAAUUUUCGUACCGUAGGAUGCUAUUGCGAGGAACUACGGUACUACUGGUGCCAGUAGCUAGAAAACAAGAUAAUGUGCUGUAAUGGCGCUUUCAGUAACCUGCUGUAGUUGUUCC
Seminavis robusta is the source of this 1448-nucleotide messenger RNA. The record is from the annotation of a GenBank genome assembly. NCBI's taxonomy places the organism in Eukaryota, Bacillariophyta, Bacillariophyceae, Naviculales, Naviculaceae.